Messenger RNA from Melospiza georgiana, 2819 nucleotides. RefSeq names its product beta-1,3-glucuronyltransferase 2 (gene B3GAT2). NCBI's taxonomy places the organism in Eukaryota, Metazoa, Chordata, Aves, Passeriformes, Passerellidae. Gene Ontology annotation, cellular component: Golgi membrane. The coding region runs from base 68 to 988 and encodes 306 amino acids. The record is from RefSeq and is a predicted model, not a curated record. Gene Ontology annotation, biological process: chondroitin sulfate proteoglycan biosynthetic process; carbohydrate metabolic process. The transcript is spliced from 4 exons. Gene Ontology annotation, molecular function: galactosylgalactosylxylosylprotein 3-beta-glucuronosyltransferase activity.
AGCCCCGCCGCGCCCGUCUAUGGGGCGGCGCUGAGCGGCGGCGCGGCGGGAGGGCGCCGGGGGCAGCAUGAAGUCCCUGCUCUUCAGCCGCUUCCUCCUGCUGCUGCCCUGGGUGCUCAUCGUCAUCAUCGUGCUGGACAUCGACAGCAGCCGGGCGCCGCUGCCCGCGCUGUCCCCCCGCGGCGGGGCCGAGGGCGGUAGCGGCGGGGCGCGGCCUCCCACCCCGCGGCGGCGGCCCGAGGCCGCGCUGCCCACCAUCUAUGCCAUCACGCCCACCUACAGCCGCCCGGUGCAGAAGGCCGAGCUCACCCGCCUGGCCAACACCUUCCGGCAGGUGUCGCGGCUCCACUGGAUCCUGGUGGAGGACGCGGCGGCGCGCAGCGAGCUAGUGACCCGCUUCGUGGCGGGCGCCGGGCUGCCCUGCACGCACCUGCACGUCCCCACGCCGCGCCGCUACAAGCGCCCGGGGCUGCCCCGCGCCACCGAGCAGCGCAACGCCGGCCUGGCCUGGCUGCGGCAGCGGCACCAGCACCUGCCGCCCCCGCAGCCCGGCGUGCUCUUCUUCGCCGACGACGACAACACCUACAGCCUGGAGCUGUUCCAGGAGAUGCGGACGACGCGCAAGGUGUCCGUGUGGCCCGUGGGGCUGGUGGGCGGCCGGCGCUACGAGCGCCCCGUGGUGGAGAACGGCAAGGUGGUCGGCUGGUACACGGGCUGGAGAGCUGACAGGCCCUUUGCCAUCGACAUGGCAGGAUUUGCUGUGAGUCUUCAAGUGAUCCUGUCGCAUCCCAAAGCCGUAUUCAAGCGUCGUGGUUCUCAACCAGGAAUGCAAGAAUCUGAUUUUCUGAAACAGAUAACAACAGUGGAGGAACUGGAGCCUAAAGCAAACAACUGCACAAAGGUUCUUGUAUGGCACACCCGAACAGAGAAAGUGAACCUAGCUAACGAGCCAAAGUACCACCUGGACACAGUGAACAUUGAGGUAUGACGGGGGGACAGGCCCACGGCAGGAGCAGGACCACGGACGCACCAGUGCGUGCUCCGCUUCCGACAGCCAAGGUCAUCUGCUGCUGCUGCUGCCUGAGACCUGACAGACUUCUGUGGAAACAAAAGGAAGCUUUCAGAGACUCUAACAAGCAAAUCAAGUGGGUGUGCUUUGUUCUAACUUGUCUGCAUGCAUUUCUGAACUCUCAGCUUAAUAAACUGACACUUACCUUUGUUUUAACGCUGUUUCCACAUACAUAAACAUGGCUGCAAUGGAGUAUUUUCAAAAUUAUUAUUUAUGUAUAUAGUUUUGUAUUUAUCCAGCUUAAUGGUGUAAUUAUAAACUGAUUUUAACUCACAAACUGUUGGUCUAAAUAUCUGUAUAAAUGGAUCCUCCAAACUGCACAUGUUUUACUUCGUUAGAAGUAGCAGUCAAAACAGGUCAUACAAUAAUGAAAUAAAAUACCCACAAUCAUUUACGGAUUUAUCCUUUUAAUAUAGGGAAAUAACAUUUUAUCAUUACGAGGCACCAUAAAAUGUAAACACAAUCACUGUCAUAAACCUGGAUCUGUCUGCAAGACAAAAUAUAUCUGUUCACACUGAGUUACCUUGAAUGCAUAUUGUGCUGUCAGUUCUCUUUUAACACUGUGUGCUUGCCUCCUGAGCCAGGUCAGAGACUUUACCACAGGAAACUCAAAUGCAUCAAAUGCUCAUCUUUAGAAGAAUAAACUAUUGAUUUGUAGAACUACAGUAACAUCCAGGUUUAUCUUUCUUUCAAUAACCACAUUCCCUGUUAUGCACACCAUAACAACAUCACAGUGAAAUGUAUGAUGAAACAAAAUUUGUUUGAUACACUAGAAAACAUUGCUCAGUGAUACAUUUACAUUCUAUUUAUAUAUGAUUAAACAUUUGUUCAUACAGUACCUUCUACAGGAUUACUGGGUAAUUUUGGGGGGUUGGGGUUCAUAUUUUUGAAUAUUACUAACAUGAUAGCUACAUCCCUUAUAUGCAAACAUUUGAUCUAGAAUUUUGAGGGAAAAAAAAUCAGUAUGUGGUUAAGCAGCUUCUUAAUAUGGUCUAUGAAAUCAUAUGCAUUGUAUGAAAAUGCAUCCAAUGAUGUAUAAAUAUAUUUGAUCUGCUUUUCACUACAUCAAAUUUAAAUCAAUAUAGACCACAACACGGUCAGUCAGUUAUAUCCUUAAUCUGAACAGCUGGGGAAAAAGAAAAAGAAUAUAUAUGUACAUGGAAGGAACAGCAAAAGUAAAUGUAUUUAAACAAGGAAUGUUAGGUGGCUGUUCUGGGAAAGAUUUCUAUUGCAACUUUCAUUUCCACAGUUGUGUGCUGAGAGUCUGGCCAGAGGAGCUUCCAGUCCAUCCUGCGGCUGUGCUGGGGGGCUGCCCAAAGCCCAUCACGUUGCUGGAACUGCUGAGGUUCAUUCCAGCCAUUUGCUGAUUCAUCUGCAAAGCACACACACACACGAGCCUGGUUAGCAAUGGCACUGAAACACAGCAUGCUGCUAGUCAAAAACAGUCCUGCCUCCAACCAGCUACCCGGUUACAAGUACAUGUCCCUAAAAAUAUUUCUCAUUAAAUAAAAAUAUUAACUCUAUCUAAGUUUCUAAGCUUUUUCUCAUAAUAUCAGCUUUUCUGGAGCCCUUCAACCACCAACAUACAUCAGCUGAUGGGCUGCAGCACCUGGUGUAUGUGUCACAUGAGAACUGACAGCAUGUGAAGGAGGUGGCCAGUGUGGCUGGUUGGUAAAAGUUUGCUUUCACAGUUUCAAAGCUAAUUAACAAAACUGUAGUAAUUGCAGUAAAGAAACAGCAAAGCCAGUAA